Molecule: messenger RNA, 1079 nt
Organism: Cannabis sativa
Lineage: Eukaryota; Viridiplantae; Streptophyta; Magnoliopsida; Rosales; Cannabaceae
Product: probable glutathione S-transferase
Exons: 2
Coding region: 134-784 (216 amino acids)
Biological process (GO): glutathione metabolic process
Cellular component (GO): cytoplasm
Molecular function (GO): glutathione transferase activity
Source: RefSeq, a predicted model, not a curated record
CUAACAGAUCUUAGUGGUCAAGAGAAAAUGAUAUUUGAUACAAAACCAAUAAAAAUAUAGAGAGUAGAGAGUCCAACCAAACACAGUCAGAGAUUAGAAAAUCAAGUGUUUUAGUAAGAAUAUAUAUAGGAUUAUGGGAGAAGAAACGAAGCUUUAUGGUGUUAGGGCAAGCACUUUUAGUAACAGAAUAAACAUUGCUUUGAAACUCAAAGGUGUUGAAUACAAAUACUAUGAAGAAGAUCUGAAGAACAAGAGUGCUUCACUCCUCAGAUACAACCCAAUUCACAAAAAAGUCCCUACCUUUGUUCACAAUAAAAAGUCCUUAGCAGAGUCACUUGUCAUUCUUGAAUACAUUGAUGAGACAUGGAAGACUCACCCCAUCUUGCCUCAACAUCCAUACCAAAGAGCUCAAGCCCGUUUUUGGGCUCGUUUCAUUGAUGAUAAGAUCGUUCCAACUGUAUGGAAAGCAUUAUGGGUAAAAGAAAAUCAGAAAGAAACAUUAAAUGAAGCAAGUGAGAAUCUAGAGUUUCUAGAGAAAGAGCUGAAAGGCAAAUACUUUGGAGGAGAAAGCACUGGAAUGGUGGACAUAGCAGCAAAUUUCGUAGCCCAAUGGAUUCCAGCUGUACAAGAGCUUGUGGGAAUAGAGGUGUUGAUAGAGACAAAGUUUCCUAAGCUCUGUAAAUGGAGCCAUGAUUUUGCUGCUCAUCCUGUGGUCAAGGAUGUAUUACCCUCUAAAGAAGAACUCAAUGCACACUUCAGGCCUCGUUUGAAUAUCACCCAUUGAAAAAUGAUUCAGAAUUUGUAAUUAAUAUGGAUAAAGUUUGUGAGCAUCAAAUGGUUGAUAUUUACGAUUUAUCUAUUUUAGUUAUGUCCAUAGAAUAUAGCUAGAGUAUAGGGCGCUGGUAAGCACUUGAGCCACACUCAAGUGGCCAUAAGAGAUAAGAGAGUCUGUAUAUGUUAGAGGUCCUGAGUUUGAGUCUAUAUUGUAAUAUUUUUUUUUUUUAGAAAACUUGUACUUCAUUAGAAUAAAUAGUGAGAGUACAGAGCAAUCAAGUUAUAUAGAAGGUAAUUAUUUCAAA